AUGUCCCUCUCGCUUGCGGAUCUGCCGACCGAACUGCUGGAUCAGGCGGUACCACUGAUUGAUUUCGAGGACCAAGUCCGUCUUUCCAGCACCUACUGCGGAGCAUAUUGGUGCCGUUGGUCUUUAAGAAUGCCAAAUUAUCGGUCAACGACGUCGAGGACCGCAGCUGGUCGUCGAAUACCCAAAGAUCUCCGAGAAAUCAUCAAGUCGCUUGGAGCUUCUUCCCCAGAUGGUGUUAUGGAGCGCAGGAGCAGCGCAGUCGUUGACGCGACCAUCGAAGCAACAAUGACGGGUAGCGCACCGGCGUCCCUGAUCAGCCUUGGAGAGAUGCCGGCCAUGGAGUGGAUUGAGUUGAUCAACUCGUUUGGUAGUAGGCUAGCUCAGUUCUUGCAUGACGGAGUCACGACCGGGGCCGUAGGGGGUUGGCCUUAUGGAGAGUUAUUGGCUAGGCUGCAUAAAGAGGAUUGCAACGACAGGCUUGUGGCUCGUCUGCCGCAACAGGAGGUUAUCCCCCUGGCGUUUCUCUAUACUUGA
Messenger RNA from Pyricularia oryzae 70-15, 534 nucleotides. RefSeq lists its product as uncharacterized. The coding region runs from base 1 to 534 and encodes 177 amino acids. The record is from RefSeq and is a predicted model, not a curated record. NCBI's taxonomy places the organism in Eukaryota, Fungi, Ascomycota, Sordariomycetes, Magnaporthales, Pyriculariaceae. The transcript is spliced from 3 exons.